GUGCCCCCUCGGACCUGCGCAUGGCCUGUGACCGCGCCAGGGUGCCCCUGCGGGCCGAGGAGCGCCCCGCGAGCGCGGCCAGCAAGUCCAAGAAGAGCGUGCUGGUGGCAGAGACGCCCUCCGCCGUCUUCCACUACUCGGACUGCGACCUGGACGAGACCGUCGCCAGCACCAAGACGGACGCCAUCUUCCGUGCCGCCAAGAAGGACCUGAUGACCCUGAUGAAGCUGGAUGACCCUUCGCUGUUGGACGGCCGCGUGACGUUCCUGCACGUCCCGGCCGGCACGGUGGUGUCCAAGCAGGGCGACCAGGACGUGAACGUGGUCUUCGUGGUCUCGGGGCUGCUGCACGUGUACCAGCGGAAGAUCGACAGCGAGGAGGACAGCUGCCUGUUUGUGACGCGGCCCGGGGAGAUGGUGGGCCAGCUGGCCGUGCUCACGGGCGAGCCCCUCAUCUUCACCAUCAGGGCCAACAGGGACUGCAGCUUCCUGUCCAUCUCCAAGGCGAACUUCUACGAAAUCAUGCGGAAGCAGCCGACCGUGGUCCUGGGCGUCGCGCACACGGUCGUGAAGCGCAUGUCAUCCUUCGUGCGGCAGAUCGACUUCGCCCUGGACUGGAUGGAGGUGGAGGCGGGGCGCGCCGUGUACAGGCAGGGGGACAAGUCGGACUGCACCUACAUCGUGCUCAGCGGCCGGCUGCGCUCCGUGAUCCGCAAGGACGACCUCAAGAAGCGCCUGGCCGGGGAGUAUGGCCGCGGAGACCUCAUCGGCGUGGUGGAGACGCUCACCCGCCAGCCCCGAGCGACCACGGUGCACGCCGUCCGGGACUCGGAGCUCGCCAAGCUGCCGGCGGGAGCCCUGACGUCCAUCAAGCGCAGGUACCCGCAGGUCGUGACCCGGCUGAUCCACCUGCUGGGGGAGAAGAUCCUGGGCAGCCUGCAGCAGGGCCCUGCGACCAGUCACCAGUUCGGGCUGCACUCCACCGGCAGCAAGUGGGACUCGGGGAACCCGCCAGCAACCCUGUCCACGGUGGCUGUCAUGCCCGUGUCGGAGGACGUGCCCCUCACCGCCUUCGCCCUGGAGCUCAAGCACGCCCUCAGCGCCAUCG
Molecule: messenger RNA, 1107 nt
Organism: Myotis lucifugus (little brown bat)
Lineage: Eukaryota; Metazoa; Chordata; Mammalia; Chiroptera; Vespertilionidae
Product: patatin-like phospholipase domain-containing protein 7
Source: RefSeq, a predicted model, not a curated record